AGGCUGCCGCUGAUUCGCUGAUACUGCGCCGGUGAUUGGCCUGCCAUCCUGGCUGAUCGAUCAGGGGCGGCUGGCGGCUGUGUCCCCAAGACCCGCGCACAACACGCCAAGCGCGGCAGCACUAUUUUCCACCAUUUCCCUACACCCGCAAUUCUGUAAAACUAUCAUGGUACGUUUGUUUGACCUCUCCCAAGGAAUCCACACGCUGCUUGAGGCCGAGAAGGAGGCGUCGAAGAUUGUCUCCCAGGCGCGCGAGUACCGUGUCAAGAGGCUGAAGGACGCACGCACCGAGGCGGCCAAGGACAUCGCCGAGCUGCAGGCGCGCAAGAACGCCGAGCUGGCCGAGAUCCAGAAGCAGCACACCGACCAGUCGGCGCUCGAGGCCAAGAUCCAGCAGGAAACCAACCAGAAGCUGGAGGCGGUCCGCCAGCAGUUCGAGAAGAACAAGGCCGAGGCGGUUAGCAAGCUUGUCGAGGCUGUUUCUACUGUCGAGGCGUGAGCAGAACGCGCUUAAUAAAUAGCCCGCCGCAAUCAAUCAUCAUCCGCCCAAUUUCCACGCCCGAUGGCAGCUCGGCAGGCGCAGGCAAGCGUGCUGUGCGCAUUCCAGAGUGAAAUGAUUACGCGAUGAAUUUCUGGAAUUGACCUUGGGUUCGUCACCGAUAAUUCCGGGUUGUGCAAACCCGACCCCCAAAUAAAAUAAAAUUUUUUUCUC
Linderina pennispora is the source of this 712-nucleotide messenger RNA. Its product is annotated as H+-ATPase G subunit. Bases 167 to 499 code for a protein of 110 amino acids. Gene Ontology annotation, biological process: proton transmembrane transport. The record is from RefSeq and is a predicted model, not a curated record. Gene Ontology annotation, molecular function: proton-transporting ATPase activity, rotational mechanism. Gene Ontology annotation, cellular component: vacuolar proton-transporting V-type ATPase complex. The transcript has 3 exons. Lineage: Eukaryota; Fungi; Kickxellomycota; Kickxellomycetes; Kickxellales; Kickxellaceae.